AUGAGACAACGACGAUGGCCACGACGCGGCAAACGACGCCUCAACGCCACAUCAACAACCCUAGUAAACAAGCACGGCAACACGUUGCCACGUCGCCAGACGACGAACGACGAAAUCGUCGUUCGUCGUCCUAGCUCGCUAACACCACGCCCAGAACGAGGGACGGACAGCACGUCAGCGCCCCACCACGUCAACGGAGGGCCACGCCAACAGACGACCCACACACCACCACGUCAACGGACCGCCACCACAUCAACGGACGACACCCACGUCAACGGACGACGCCCACGUCAACGGACGACGACGACGACGUCAGCGGACGACGACGCCCACGUCAGCGGACAACGAGCACAUAAGCGGACGACGACGACGACGUCAGCAGACAACGCCCACGUCAACGGACGACGACGUCAGCAGACAACGCCCACAUCAACGGACGACGACGACGACGUCAGCGGACGACGCCCACGUCAACGGACGACGGCGAGCACGUCAACGAAGACACGACAGGAACGACGUAAAGCACAGGCCGACGAACAGCGACGAGGCCCAGUACUCCCCACCACACUCUCCCCCCUCCAUCAGUCCCCAACACUCCAUCCACCCUCCCUCUCUUCCCUCCCUCCCUCCUUCCCUCCCUCCAUCCUUAUUCCCUCCCUCUUCCCUCCCUCCAUGCCCCCUCUCUCUCCAUUCCUCCCCCUCUCUCUCCAUUCCUCCCCCUCUUUCCCUCCCUCCCCCCUCUCUCCCUCACUCCCUCCCCUCCAUCACUCCCUCCCCUCUCCAUCACUCCCCAUCACCUCUCCCCAUCACCCCUCUCUCCUUCACCCCUCUCCCCCUUCCCUCCAUCCCUCCCCCCUCCCUUUAACACUCUAUGUAGUAGGAUAA
Laccaria bicolor S238N-H82 is the source of this 885-nucleotide messenger RNA. RefSeq lists its product as uncharacterized. Bases 1 to 885 code for a protein of 294 amino acids. Lineage: Eukaryota; Fungi; Basidiomycota; Agaricomycetes; Agaricales; Hydnangiaceae. The record is from RefSeq and is a predicted model, not a curated record. The transcript is spliced from 2 exons.